Mesorhabditis belari is the source of this 2742-nucleotide messenger RNA. The record is from the annotation of a GenBank genome assembly. NCBI's taxonomy places the organism in Eukaryota, Metazoa, Nematoda, Chromadorea, Rhabditida, Rhabditidae.
AUGGGACCAGGAAAUUUGAGAAAUCGUCCCCAGGAGAUCUAUUUCGGGUUGGAUUUAUGCGAGCUGGAACACACCGAAGAAGCUGAACAACGGCUGAGAGAAUGGAGCGCGCGCCCACACCAAGCCCGGGGAAGAAACGACACUACAAGAAUGUCCCUUUACAAAUCAACGUCAAUGGCCGUGUUGAGCGGCGUUUCGUCGGCGAUCGCCGAUUUAGGAUCGCUGACGAGAUUGGAGGACAAAAUCCGCCUUCUGCACGAGGAUUUGGAGACCGAACGCGAAUUGCGCAACCGAAUCGAGCGCGAGCGUGCCGAUUUGUCCGUGCAACUCAUCUCGUUGACUGAUCGUCUUGAGGAUGCUGAGGGCACCACCGAUCAACAAAUCGAGGCCAAUCGCAAACGCGAAUCCGAAUUGACAAAACUCCGAAAGCUCCUCGAGGAGUCCCAGGUGGAAAGCGAAGAUGCGAUGUCUGUGUUGAGAAAGAAGCACACCGACUCACUCCAAGACUAUCAAGACCAAAUCGAGCAACUUCAAAAGAAAAAUGGAAAAUUGGACCGUGAGCGUCAAAAAUUGCAACACGAAGUGAUCGAGUUGACUUCAUCGAUCGACAUUCUUCAAAAGGACAAACAUAUGGCCGAGAAAGCUGCCGAGAAUUUCGAGCGUACCUCCAUCGAGUUCAGAAACAAAUGUGAUGACCUUAACAAGGCUUUGGACGACGCUCAACAGCAACGCCAACGUCUCCAAAAUGAGAACAACGAUUUGUUGAAAGAGGUGCAUGACCAAAAAGUCCAACUCGACAACCUUCAACACGUCAAGUACACCCUUGCUCAACAACUCGAGGAGGCUCGCCGCCGUUUAGAAGACGCUGAGAGGGAACGCGCCCAAAUCCAAAACCAACUUCACCAAGUGCAACUUGAGUUGGACUCGGUUCGAUCGGCUUUAGAUGAGGAAGCACAAGCUCGCUCAGACGCCGAGCACAAGCUCAACUUGGCCAACACUGAGAUCGGCCAAUGGAAGACGAAAUACGACUCGGAGGUGCUCGCCCACCAAGAGGAGGUCGAGGACUUGCGCAAGAGGAUGCUCCAGAAACAAGCCGAAUACGAGGAGCAAAUCGAGUUGAUGUUGCAGAAAGUCGGUCAACUCGAGAAGGCCAAGAGUCGCUUGGCUGCUGAGGUCGAGGUGCUUAUCGUCGAUUUGGAGAAAGCUAACGGCACGAUUGCCAUCCUCGAGCGCGCCAGAGAAGCCUUGGAGCGUCAAGUGGUCGAGCAAAAGGUCCGAAUCGAUGAGCUCAACAAGGAGAUCGACGCAGUCACUCGAGAACUCCGCGCUGCUGUCGCCGAGGUGCAAAAGCUGAAAGCCUUGUACGAGAAAGCUGUCGAACAGAAAGAAGCUUUGGCAAGAGAAAACAAAAAAUUGCAAGAUGAUCUCCACGAGGCCAAGGAGGCGCUUGCCGACGCAAACCGUAAACUCCACGAGUUGGAUCUGGAGAACGCGCGUUUGGCCGGAGAGAUUCGCGAGCUCCAAUCGGCGCUCAAGGAGGCCGACGCUCAACGCCGCGACGCCGAGAACCGCGCCCAACGCGCCCAGGCCGAACUUGUCGCUCUUCGCGUCGAAAUGGAGAAGCGCUUGGCCGCUAAGGAAGAGGAAAUGGAAGCGAUGCGUAGGAAUCUCCAAUUCGAGAUCGAUCGCCUUGUCGCCGCUUUGGCUGACGCUGAGGCUAGACUUAAGGCCGAAGUCGCUCGUCUCAAGAAGAAGUACCAAGCUGAGAUCGCCGAGUUGGAGAUGACCGUCGACAACUUGAACCGUGCCAACAUUGAGGCCCAGAAAACCAUCAAGAAGCAGAGCGAGCAAAUCAAGGUUCUUCAAUCUACCGUUGAGGACGUGCAACGUCAAUUGCAACACACUUUGGACAGUCUGGCAACCACACAACGGAAGGUUUCGAUUUUGGCGUCGGAGCUCGAAGAGGCGAAGACCGCUCUCGACAACGCCAUUCGCGCUCGCAAACAGGCUGAGGUUGACUUGGAAGAGGCCAACAGUCGCGUGGUCGAACUCCAACAAAUCAACAACGGACUUGUUCAAGCCAAGAACUCGUUGGAGACUGAGUUGUCGACAGUGCAAGCCGAUUUGUCUCACGCACAACGUGAAUGGCAUGCCGCUGAUGAGCGCGCCAAUCGCGCCAUGCAGGAUGUGGCCCGCGCUAUGGAUCAACUCCGCCAAGAGCAAGAGCAUGCCGCCAAGAUUGAUGCGUUGAGGAGAGCUCUUGAGGAACAAGUGAAACAAUUGCAAGUGCAAAUCCAAGAGGCCGAAGCUGCCGCACUUUUGGGAGGAAAGCGAGUUAUUGCCAAGUUGGAGACCCGAAUUCGCGAUUUGGAGACAGCUUUGGAUGAGGAAACACGCCGACAUAAGGAGACCCAAACCUCACUCCGCAAGAAGGAACGACGAAUCAAGGAGGUUCAACAAUUGGUUGACGAGGAGCACAAGAACUACGUGAUGGCUCAAGACACCGCUGAUCGAUUGAUGGAAAAGAUGAACAUCCAGAAGAGACAAUUGGACGAGGCUGAGGGAGUCGCUAUGUCGAACAUCCAACGCGUUCGCAGAUACCAACGAGAACUCGAGGAUGCCUCGGGAAGAGCCGACCAAGCCGAGUCUUCCCUCACCCUCAUCCGCGCCAAGCAUCGAUCCUCGAUCAAUGUGCAACGAGCCGCUUCUUCAGCCAAUAUCUGGGUCGCGGACAAAGAUUUC